GAUAAAGCUCCAUAGAACAACCCAGUUGAGUUUCAAACAGAAAACAAUUUUCUCAUUAUUCAAUUGACAAUGAACCCUCCAAUUGUUCGAACCAUCUCAGAGUGCUUCAUCAAACCACAAUAUGCAUUAGAAAAACCAAGCCAUCCACCAGUCUACUUGGCCCCAUUCGACCUAGCCAUGCUAUCAAUGCAAUACAUACAGAAGGGUCUUCUCUUCAUCAAACCCACCCCAACAAAUGACCGAGAAAACCCUGUCCAAACUCUGCUAGAGAAGCUCAAGGAGUCCAUGUCUCUCACCCUAGCCCAGUUCUAUCCCCUCGCCGGUCGGCUUGCGACCCACAAACAAGAAAACCCGCGUUCUUAUUUCGUGUGCAUCGAUUGCAACGACAGCCCCGGAGCAAAACUUAUCCACGCAACAGCGGAUUUAACCGUCGCUGACAUUCUUUCGCCCGUUGAUGUCCCUGUGGUCGUUCAAUCGUUCUUUGAGCAUGGCAGGGCGGUUAAUCACGAUGGGCACGCGAUGUCAUUGCUGUCGAUUCAAGUGACGGAGCUAAUCGAUGGGAUCUUCGUUGGUUGCUCGAUCAACCACGUGGUUGCUGACGGAACAUCGUAUUGGCAGUUCUUCGACGGUUUGUCGAAUGCCUUCCGUGCAGGAGAAAAGAGUUUCGAAAUUUCUCGUCCCCCAGUCCUUCAUCGCUGGUUUCCCGAUGGGUACGGCCCGAUUAUCGACCUCCCUUUCUCUCACCACGAUGAAUUCAUCGGACGAGUCCAGGCGCCCCCACAUAGAGCGAGAAUCUUCCACUUCUCGUCGGAAUCUGUGGCCGAACUCAAGCGUAAGGCCAACUCGGAGUGUAAAACCCUCGAUAUCUCUUCGUUCCAAGCCAUAUCCGCGCUCAUCUGGAGGUGCGUCACACGAGCACGCAGUGUUCCACGCGACCAGGAAACCAGCUGCAGCAUGGCUGCGAAUAACCGGACCCGAAUGGACCCGCCGUUGCCAGACGAGUAUUUCGGCAACUCAGUUCAGCUGGUGAAAGGAAAAGCCUCCGCCGGUGAACUCGUCCAGCACGGGUUCGGGUGGGCGGCGCGGCGGCUGCACGAGGCGGUGGCAGGCCACUGCGCCGCGGCGGUGCGAGAGUAUGUAGAGAAGUGGAUGGAGCAUCCGAUUAUGUACGUUAAUGGGAAGUUUUCGGACCAGUUCAGUUUGGUGAUGGCGUGGUCGACUCGGUUUGCAAUGUAUGAGUGUGAGUUUGGGAUGGGAAGAGCGGUGGCGAUUCGGAGUGGUUAUGACACGAGGUUUGACGGGAAAGUGACGUUUUACCCCGGGAUCGAAGGCGGCGGAAGCAUGGAUGUGGAGGUGUGCUUGUUGCCGGAGGCAAUGAGGGAACUUGAAUCCGAUGGGGAGUUUAUGGAUGCUGUCAAUGGCAAGCGCUGAAGGGAACAACAUGGAAAUCACUCAUGUUAGGAUGUAGUGGCGUAGCAAAAAAUAUGCACAAGUGGGAGCACUAUGAAAUAAAAAAUUCUAGAGAUUCCAAAUCUUGCACAUCCCAUCAACUAAUGACUUGAUAUUUUUUGGUAAUACGACGUUGGCUUGAGUGUUCAAUCACUAGAAACAAA
Messenger RNA from Rhododendron vialii, 1613 nucleotides. RefSeq lists its product as uncharacterized. The coding region runs from base 70 to 1431 and encodes 453 amino acids. The record is from RefSeq and is a predicted model, not a curated record. The transcript has a single exon. Lineage: Eukaryota; Viridiplantae; Streptophyta; Magnoliopsida; Ericales; Ericaceae.